CCCACGGGCGGACACAAUGUCCCAUCCACGCGCGGCGACGUCGACACCGGACGCCGUCGUCGGCGUGACGCCAGGCAGGAGGCUGCGGCCCGCGCGGCUCCCGGAGAGCCUCUGCGCCGCCCUGCGGACGCGCUGAUCGGCAUCCAGGCCGCGUCCUCCUCCUCCUCCUCCUCCCCCCGCAGGAUGGGGACGAGCUUCUCCGGCCUGGCGGCCUUCCAGUCCCUGCACGUCGUCAUGCUGGGCUUGGACUCGGCGGGCAAGACCACGGUGCUCUACCGGCUCCGCUUCAACGAGUUCGUCAACACGGUGCCCACCAUCGGCUUCAACACGGAGCGCAUCCGGCUGGGCGGCGCGGGCGCCGGCUCCCGGGGCAUCAGCUGCCACUUCUGGGACGUCGGCGGCCAGGAGAAGCUGCGGCCGCUGUGGAAGCCCUACAGCCGCUGCACGGACGGCAUCGUCUACGUGGUGGACUCCGUGGACGCCGAGCGGCUGGAGGAGGCCCGGGCCGAGCUGCACCGCAUCGCGCGCUUCUCCGAGAACCAGGGCACGCCGCUGCUGGUGGUCGCCAACAAGCAGGACCUGCCGCGGGCCCUCGGCGUGGCGGACAUCGAGCGCCAGUUGGCCCUCGGCGACCUCGGUCCGUCCACGCGGUACCACGUGCAGCCCGCCUGCGCCAUCACCGGCGACGGCCUGCGCGAGGGCAUGGACACGCUGCACGAGAUGAUCGUGAAGAGGAGGAAGUCGCUCAAGCAGAAGAAGAAGAGGCAGUGAGUGGUCACGUGACUCCCUUUGCCGGGAUGGCGUAAUCACGUGACUUUCGCCGGGGAA
Nerophis lumbriciformis (worm pipefish) is the source of this 828-nucleotide messenger RNA. RefSeq names its product ADP-ribosylation factor-like protein 4C. Gene Ontology annotation, molecular function: GTP binding; GTPase activity. The record is from RefSeq and is a predicted model, not a curated record. NCBI's taxonomy places the organism in Eukaryota, Metazoa, Chordata, Actinopteri, Syngnathiformes, Syngnathidae.